UGAGCGCUGACAGCAGGCUGGCCGGAGACCCUCAGCAGCCGCUCUUGUUGCCGCUUCCAGUCCACGUUGUGAGACCGGAUAGAAACUGACACAAGUACGGGAAUUCACUUCUGUAACAAGCAACCAAAAGUGUUUUCUGAAAGCUUUUGGAUACGCUGAGAGCCGAGCCUCCUCCCCCUCCCCGUGCUGAGCGGACUGUCAGUGAAGUGGGACCUGAACCGAGAAGCCGAAACUGAGAGACGUUCGAACGCAUGAAGAGGCCAAGUGACGGGACACCGGUCCUCACUUAGACCUCUCCCACGAUCCACCCCCCCUCCCCAGCCCCUGCAUGGACAUGAGGUCUUUCAGAUCGUUUGCUAAUGACGACCGCCAUGUCAUGGCCAAGCACGCCAGCAUCUACCCGGCACCGGAGGAGCUGGAGGCCGUCCAGAGGCUGGUGUCCACUGUAGAGGGAGCACUCAAGAAAGUCUCUGAUUGGAUGGAUGGACUAAAUAAAUCCUCAGGAAAGCCCUCCAGCAAUAAUGAGGCUGAGGACAUUCAAGUGGAGGCAGACGCUGCUGAGACAAAGCCGGACUACACGCCAGUGCUUUGCGGGAUCACGCGCGUCGGCCUGGUGGCCAAAGGCCUGCUGAUCAAAGGGGACUUGGAUCUGGAACUGGUGCUGAUGUGCAGGGAGAAACCCUCCAAAGUGCUGCUAUACACCAUCAGCGCUAACCUCCCCCUGCAGAUCCAGACAAUGACGGAGGAGAAAUUCGAGGUGCAGUCGUGCGUGCCCGAAGCAGCCAUCCGGGUCAGCAGCACCAAAGACCCUCGACUCACGCUGAAGAUAACCCUCUCUUCCUUAACCAUGAGGGAGGAACACAGCACCGCAGAAAAAGUCUCUCCAGAGGAAGGCCAUCAGGACGACAGAAAGCAGGAGGAGGACAAGAAACAGAAGGAGGAUGAGGAUGAGGAAGUCCUGGACGUGCAGAAGUGCCGGGUUGCGCUGGCUUCACUCCGACACACCAAGUGGUUCCAGGCCAGAGUCACAGAUCUCAAGUCUUGCGUCAUCGUCUUGAGGAUUUUCAGAGACAUGUGCAACAGACUGGCUGGGUGGCAGCCUCUCAAAGGAUGGCCUCUGGAGCUGAUCUGUGAAAAGGCCAUCGCCACGUGUAACCGGCCGCUGGGUCCAGGUGAGGCCCUGCGCCGCGUCAUGGAGUGCAUCGCCUCAGGGAUCCUUCUUCCAGAAGGCCACGGACUGCACGAUCCCUGUGAGAGGGAGCCCACAGACGUCCUGUCUGACCUCAGCGCACAGCAGGCAGACGCUAUCACUCACAGCGCACAGCAUGCGUUACGCCUCCUAGCUUUCGGACAGCUUUACAAGGUCUUGAAUAUGGAUCCUCUCCCCACCAGCAAGCCCUCACCAAAGCUGUUAGAAGGCAGCUGUCAGAAGCGGCACCGGGAGGAUGUCGGGUCAGAUGACAGAGACUUCAUCAAAAGGAUGAAAGUCCUGGACUGGAGGAUGACGGAUCCUAACCACCCCAUGAACGCUCUCAUGCGUCUCAACCAGAUCCACCCGGGCCUCCAGUACCGCCUGCUGUCCCAGUCCGGCCCAGUGCACGCCCCGGUCUUCACCAUGUCUGUGGACAUCCAGGGAACCACUUACCAGGCCACGGGCAACUCCAAGAGGACGACCAAGCUCCAAGUGGCCCUCAAGGCGCUGCAGGCUCUGGGCUUCGUGCUCGGCGGUGACGGAGAUGUGGACUCCCUGAGCGCCGACGAGAAAUCAGAUGGCGAAGGCAAGAUCGAUAGGAUGUCCACCACCUCGAGCUCCACCUCCAUCACCUCCUCCACAGACACACAGGAGUCCAGAGCUCCAGGUCCCAUCCUGACAGCGGGAGGUAAAAACCCUGUGAUGGAGCUGAACGAGAAACGGCGAGGGUUAAAAUACGAGCUGAUAUCAGAGAGCGGCAGCAGCUACGACAAACGCUUCAUCAUAGAGGUGGAGGUGGACAAGCAGGUUUUUCGGGGAACGGGUCCCAAUAAGAAAGUAGCUAAAGCCAGCGCAGCGCUUGCCGCCCUGAACAGCCUGUUCUCCGGCUCCAAAUCUACAAGCAUCAAGAAGAAAAGACCCAACCCUCCUCCAAAGAGACCCGUAGCCUCGAUGCUGACCCUCCCGGCCCUCGCUGCCAGACCUCCAAGUGUCCCCGUCAUCCCCAGAGCCCCCUACAUCAGCACAGCACCCACACAUGGAUACAUCCCCCCGGGUUUUGGGGCUCCUUAUGGUUACAGCCCUGCAGGCGCCCUCCAUCCCUACGGCGGCCUGUACAUCGACAGUGCCUUUUACCAGCCGCAGACCAUAGCCACACCUAUCAUCAUCCACCUGGGCCCUCAGGAUCUUUUCUGACCCAACCGACUCACCGAGGCCAAACUCUGCAUCAGCCUCGGCCUCCCGUUUAACCCCUCGCCCUUUUUAAACUCUGCCAGCGCCUCUCAAUUACUGCAGCGCCACUCCCCGGGGACUCUCCUUCCACACGAGACACGGCAGCAAUAUUGAAAGCAAUAUGGAGGAGACAACACUGCAGGCAACUCUGCAAGUCAAGGUCGGGUUUUAGUGAAGAGGCGAGACUUUGUACGCCAGCUCUCUCAGAAAAUGUCAAUAAAACACAAAGCAAUAAAUCUCCUGCCUUUGGGUAUCUCAACAUGUUCCAAAGCCUCUACAGCAGAAUUCAAACAGACCAUCAACGCCGGCACACCACAAUGUGACCUACUGUAUGUAAAUAUAUUUACUAUCUGUAUAUAUGAAUGUUUGUGAGUUUUGAAUAUAUAUAUAUACACAUGUUGAUAUGUUUGAAUAUGUAAAACCCGCUGACAGGUAAAGAAAGGUAUUUAUAAUAUAUCUCUGAAUGUAAAUACAAAAGUAGCUUUGUAUUUAAAGCAAUGUUAUCUAUGAAUAUUAAUUCAUUUUACAAACUCUAUUACACUAUUGGUAUGCUGGUAUAUAUUCCCUAUUUAUACAUGAUAAAAUAUAGUAAACAAAGAAUUGAUUUUCCUUAAGAGAAAUACUAUUUGACAAUAUCAGGUUUUAAUGAUUUAUUUUCCAACUAAUAAUCUCUUAAAUCGAAGGUUUGUUAGCAGUCAUAAAGUCCACUUAUGUCACACGUCUGUUGGGUUUAAAUCAAGAUCACAGAGGACAAAUAUUAAAGGUCGCAACAUGAUUAAAGGAAGAGGAAAGGAAAACAAAUCUCUAAUAACUUGUUGCUAUGUAGGAGACGGAAAAGGGGUUAUAUCUAGGAUGAUAUAUACUGUAUAUCACCCUAGAUAUUGCUGCAGUUGAAUGGUGACAAAAUAGAGUGGUGCAGUGAUGAUGUAUUGUUCUAGUCCAACCCACAAGUGAGAAUCACUAGGGCCCUCUCGACAAAAACCAAAGGGAUUUUUACAUUUCGGUAAAUCGCUGAAUAUAAGCCCUCUGGCAAACACAAAUUUAUGAUACUUACACAAGUUGUUCAGCAGGAUAAUCUCCACUUAUUAUCACCACCUAAUGAUUUCAGAGCAGUAAAUGCAAUUGCUUGAAGUCAAAAGCUAAAAUAAGGCUAUAAACAAACAACAUCACAGUCGUACGUCACCACCGCUAUCUGAAGGCGGAAUGGUGUCACUGAGAUGACGUUUAGUCAUUUAUUUAGUCACUUGUUAGCAACCGCCAAGUUUAAGACAUAUAGAAGCUUCGUACCUUCAUGAGUGGGGUAUUUACUGCAAAUUUUAAGUCAUAAAACCAAACGUGAAAAUCUCUAUAGCUUGUUUCUAGCACAGACCUGAUUUCAGGCAUCUACUGGAAAAAAUAAACGUUGACUUCAAGACGAGGGACCCAAAAGUGGUCAAAUACUGGCUCAUUUCAGGGUUUUUCUAGGACUUGUUCCGGCACCACUCUAUAACAUCACUUCCUAGUAGGCUAUAGCUUUUUAAAAGCUUGUUUUCAAAGAAUUUAGAUGUCAACUAGUGUUAUUAAAAAAACCUGAAAUUUGGAUAAAUAUUUAAGAAGAACAUAUCCCGUUUGGAAAAAAUGAGUGUUUUAAUGUUUCAAAGUAAUCCAAACCAGGCUACAACAGCGCUAACUAUUAGCACCUCACUGUCCACCAAACCUCUUAGAACUGAGGAAGUGGAACCAGAUGAAAUGACCUGCUAAUAUUUUGGUGUUGCUUUAUUCCUUACUGCAGCCUGACUGAAAGCACAAGUGUUUAAAGCAAUACUUCACUCAGGAACCUUCAAACUAAAUCUGAUCAUGUGAAACAAACAAACGAAAGAAAGGUGCGGGAAAACUGCUCGUUACUGUCGACGAGACGAUGCUAAAACAGAAUGUAAACGCCACCGUGGAUGUUACAAACACCUGAUGUAAUUAUAGUGAAUGUCUCUGGUCGAAUGUAAAAUCACAUUUAAACCCAUUUAACAAGAAUCCAAGUCACAAGAGGAGAUUGUACUAUAUGUUUAUUUCCUUUUCUUUAAAUAAUUAUUCGGUUCAUGGAUUCAUAGGAACACAUUUUGUAAAACACGCUAGACAUUUUUGUUCCAGGAAAAUUGGCCAAACUACAAAUACUAUAAUUUUCUGUCACAAUUAUAAAUGUUUUUAGGGAGAAUAACCAACUGAUCCAGUGAAUCCAGUCCCUAUAAAUUAACAUAUCCUUUGUAAAAUUGUUGGUUCUUGUCUCAUUCAGUAGUUUUGGCAUGUCUAAACUUCCAUACUCCGCUCCAACAGUUUUCUCUGGGAUUAUGUGUGAAAUCAAAGAGGCUUUUAUGAUUUGUAACAGUCGUGCAAAACCUGGAAAUUAAAAAGAAAGUGUAACAAGAAAAGACGAGGCAUGACAGACAUUUGGAGAGAUGUGUUUGGUGUGUGUUCCUGACCUCUUCUACUUCAUCAGUUUUUUUUUCUUUCAGUCAUACUUGGCUGCUGCGUAGCUAAUUACAUCUGAGGGAACAGAGAGAGUGAAAGAAACAAUGGAUUACACACACUGAGAGAAUCAAAUAAAGGCCCAAAACAAGACAUGUGAACCAGCUGCUUGAAUGAGAAAGCUGAAGCAUUUAAUGAGAAAAGAUGUGUUUGUAACUCUACAGGAAGCUUAUUUGGUCUCCAGUAUCCCACUGAUGUCAGCCAAUUCUCACCUCAGUGCUACACCACAUGAAAGCCAUAAGACUGUUACAACAUAGGAGACUGAAAACACAUUUUAAUUUGUCACUGGUUUAAAAAUCCUUCCACUUAUUGUCCUGGUAACAUCCAGUUGUUGCCAGAGGCAUAGCACAGCGGAGGCAGAUCAAAACCCUCCAUCAGUCAAAGUGUUGAUGUUUUUACCUGUAGGUUUAUGACUGGAAUAUCUAUAUAGAUCUAUUAAAUAAACUAACUUCUGCAGCAGUGAGUAUUAUUUAAAGCACUUCAGUCACAUGUUAAAAACCCAUG
Molecule: messenger RNA, 5425 nt
Organism: Eleginops maclovinus (Patagonian blennie)
Lineage: Eukaryota; Metazoa; Chordata; Actinopteri; Perciformes; Eleginopidae
Product: spermatid perinuclear RNA-binding protein-like
Exons: 18
Coding region: 329-2386 (685 amino acids)
Cellular component (GO): precatalytic spliceosome
Molecular function (GO): single-stranded RNA binding; double-stranded RNA binding
Source: RefSeq, a predicted model, not a curated record